Messenger RNA from Zophobas morio, 1828 nucleotides. Its product is annotated as cyclin-L1-like. NCBI's taxonomy places the organism in Eukaryota, Metazoa, Arthropoda, Insecta, Coleoptera, Tenebrionidae. Gene Ontology annotation, cellular component: nucleus. Gene Ontology annotation, biological process: regulation of transcription by RNA polymerase II. The record is from RefSeq and is a predicted model, not a curated record. The transcript has 5 exons. Bases 66 to 1577 code for a protein of 503 amino acids. Gene Ontology annotation, molecular function: cyclin-dependent protein serine/threonine kinase regulator activity.
GCCAGCAAAAGUCACAGCGCCAUUUUGUCGUACGUUUGUUAACGUUGACUGUGCGGUGGUGAAACAUGGGUUCUGCAAAAGCAGAAUCUGCCCCAAGUAACCCCAAGAACCCCGUGAAGCCCUACGGGAAAGUAAUUCUCACCCUCAAGAACAAACUCCUCCCCGAAGAGAAGCUCUCGCCGACGCCGAGCCAGAACGACGGUCUCGACAUCGAAACAGAAACCGAUUUGCGUAUUUACGGUUGUGAACUGAUCCAGACGGCCGGGAUUUUGUUGAAACUGCCUCAGGUAGCGAUGGCUACAGGACAGGUCCUUUUGCAACGUUUUUAUUAUUCGAAGAGUUUAGUGCGUCAUCCGGUCGAUCAUACGGCGAUGGCGUGCGUUUGUUUAGCUUCUAAGAUCGAAGAAGCGCCCCGGAGGGUUCGAGACGUUAUCAACGUCUUCACCCAUAUCCGACAAGUGAAUUCCAACAAACCUAUACAGCCUGUGAUACUGGACGUUAACUAUAUCCAAUUGAAAAAUCUCGUUAUCAAAGCUGAGAGGAGGGUCUUGAAGGAGCUCGGCUUCUGCGUCCACAUCAAGCAUCCGCAUAAGAUAAUCGUCAUGUACCUGCAGGUCCUCGGCUACGAGAAAAACCAAAAACUAAUGCAAUACUCCUGGAAUUACAUGAACGACUCGUUGCGGACCGACGCGUUCGUUCGGUACCAGCCGGAGACAGUGGCGUGCGCGUGUAUUUAUUUAACCGCUCGCAAGCUGCAAUUGCCCUUACCGAAAAACCCGUCCUGGUACUCGAUUUUUGGUGCCACCGAAACGGAAAUCAGGGAUAUAGCGAUUAGGAUAUUGAAAUUGUACAACAGACCAAAGCCAAACAUCGAGCACCUCGAGAAGAAAGUCGAGGAACUGUGCAAGCAGUACCACGACGCCAGGGUCAAAGCCAGGGGGAAUUCGGGGAACAACACGCCAAAUAACGACUCGUCCAGUCCCAACGCCCAGAAGACCGCGGGGGCGCACAACGCGUGGGGCGGGUUCAUCAGUCGCUCGGGGAGCCACAUAGCGCCCCCCGUCUCGGAGAAGAGGUCGAGGUCGCGCUCGGCGAGCCAUAGUCCGGUUAGUAAACACAACCACAAGAGGUCGAAAAAGCACAGGUCGAGGAGUCGGUCGGCGAGCAGGAACCACAAAAAGAACCACAAAAGGAGGAGCUACUCGAGGUCGAGGAGUAACUCGCCGCAUAAAACGUCGAGGAAGGGGCGGGAGAAGCGGCGCUCGACGUCGCCGAGUAACGAUAGGGAUAGUAAAAACGAGCGGUACAUAGAUAGGUACGAGAAGUACGAGAAGAACGACAGGUACGAGAAGGAGAGGUAUAGCGGGAAGGAGGAGCGGGAGAGGGAGAGGUACGUGGAGAAAGAGAGGUACGAGGAGAAGAAGGAGCGGCAUGACAAAAGUGAGAAGAAGUACGAUAGGGACGACAAGUAUAAAGAGAAGGAGGAUAAGUACUCGAGUAGGGAAGAUCGGGAUAAAUAUAAGAAGUCCAAGCACGAAAAAGACAUAAGGGAGAGGUCGAAAGACCGGCGGAGAUGAAAAGUGUACAAUUGCAGAUUUUAAUUUAAGAAUACAGUGAUUUUAUGUUUUUAAACAAGUCAAAUUCUAAUGGUUAUAAUUACAUUAGUGUUAAUUUGAAAAUACAAUUUUAAUCUGUAAAUUCUGCAAUGUCGACGUUUCGAUUUUAGUUGAAGCAAUUUAUAGUUGUUUAGUCUACCGAAUUAUUUUCUAUAAGUGUACAAAUUUUCUUUAAAAAAAAUCAAAUUCGAUAGAUUAUAUUUUUUGAUAAG